Molecule: messenger RNA, 2412 nt
Organism: Emericellopsis atlantica
Lineage: Eukaryota; Fungi; Ascomycota; Sordariomycetes; Hypocreales; Bionectriaceae
Product: pheromone-processing carboxypeptidase KEX1
Exons: 3
Coding region: 218-2047 (609 amino acids)
Biological process (GO): proteolysis; apoptotic process
Cellular component (GO): trans-Golgi network
Molecular function (GO): serine-type carboxypeptidase activity
Source: RefSeq, a predicted model, not a curated record
UGCCCGUUUACCUUACCUUAACGUUAAGGGACCCUCGAACAUCUGAGACAGCCUCCCUCCCUGAUUAGAUCGUCUUUUGAAUUUGAACUUCCUGCAUCAUCUUUUCCUCCCAAAAUCUCGAUGCUCAGCGCAUCAUUGUAUUGAUUAGGCGCUUGCGCUUUUUGUUGAACCUAUCCUCCGUCUGUACCCAACCAGGCGCUGCGUCGGGCGCGUCAUCAUGGCUUCCCUCCUGUCCGCCAUGCGACAAUGGCCGAUGGUGCUGCUGCUUGGUCUAGGGCCAGCCACACUUGUCGCUGGCAAGUCGGCAGCUGACUACUUUGUCACUGACCUUCCUGGUGUCCCUCAAGAUGCUGAGCCGAUCAAAAUGCACGCUGGGCACAUCGAAGUCACCGAGGAGCACAACGGCAACCUCUUCUUCUGGCAUUUCCAGAACCAACACAUUGCGAACAAGCAACGCACUGUCAUAUGGAUCAACGGUGGUCCUGGGUGUAGUUCUGAGGAUGGCGCCCUCAUGGAAGUUGGGCCAUACCGAGUAAAUGAGGACGGCACGUUGAGACUCAACGAAGGGUCGUGGAACGAAUUUGCGAACCUUUUGUUCGUCGACAAUCCCGUCGGGACAGGUUUCAGCUAUGUCGACACCGAUAGCUACAUCCACGAGCUUGACGAGAUGGCCGACAAUUUCGUGACAUUCCUCGAGAAAUUCUUCGAGAUGUUUCCACACUUUGCGCAGGACGAUAUCUACAUCGCAGGCGAGUCCUAUGCCGGCCAGCACAUCCCUUAUAUCGCACGCGGAAUCCUCGACCGGAACAGAAAUGGAAAAGACGCGUGGAAUUUGGCGGGACUGCUUAUCGGAAACGGUUGGAUCUCGCCAUAUGAUCAGUACGAUUCCUACACAAAGUUUGCCCGUCAGAAAGGCCUCCUUGAGAAGGGCUCCGCCGACGACAAGAAGCUCGAGGAAAUGUUGCAGACUUGUCAUAAAAUUGUGAGCGACAAACCUGGCCACGUCGACUAUGGCGAAUGUGAGGACAUUCUCUCGAAGUUGCUCAAGUAUCUGAAGGAGGGAGACGGCGACAAUGCCUGUAUCAACAUGUACGAUGUUCGAUUGCGGGACUCAUACCCGAGCUGCGGAAUGAACUGGCCGCCAGACCUCAAGCAGAUGACACCAUACCUGAGGAAGAAAGAGGUUCUGCAAGCCCUCCAUGUCAACGAGCAGCGCAAUGCCGGAUGGCAGGAAUGCAAUGGAGCUGUGAGCUCAUCCUUCAGGGCACAAAAGUCAAAGCCCGCCAUAGACCUGCUCCCGGACCUCAUCGCAGAGGUACCCACCCUUCUCUUCUCGGGGGCCGAGGAUCUCAUUUGCAACCACAUUGGCACAGAGGACAUGAUCAGCAACAUGGAAUGGAACGGCGGCAAGGGCUUCGAAACAAGCGCUGGCAAUUGGGCACCUCGACGCAACUGGACCUUUGAGGGGGAUGAUGCAGGUUUCUGGCAAGAAGCCCGUAACCUGACCUAUGUGCUCUUCAAGGAUGCAUCUCACAUGGUCCCUUUCGACUACCCUCGUCGUUCCCGAGACAUGCUUGAUCGAUUCAUGGGCAUCGAUGUCAGCAGUAUCGGCGGAAAGCCGGUCGACAGCCUGAUCGAUGGCGAGAAGGGCCCCAAUACGGCCGUUGGCGAUUCCGAUGGGAGCCACGCUGAUGAAGAUUCCGACGAGGUGCAGAAAGCAAAGUGGCAGGCUUAUAGGAGGUCUGGCGGAGUCGUUCUUGUGAUUGUCAUCAUCGCGGCCUCCGCUUGGGGAUACUUCGUCUGGAGUGAACGCCGCAAGCGUGCUGCGUACCACGCUGUCGAUGGAGAGCCAAGUACCCUGGAAGGGUUUCGCAGGAAGCCAGGUGACGGCGACCUGGAAGCUGCGGCAUUCGAUGAUGGUGAGUUGGAUGACUUACACACUGAUGCGCCCUCUGGACACAACGGCAGCAAAUACAGCAUCGGCGACGAUAGCGACGACGAGGAAGGUGGCAAAUCAGCUGUAGCGAAGGAUUCGGGCAGAGCCUGAGAGGCACGAACCACGCAACCUUUGAGGGAUUUUGGAAUGCGAUUAGGUACAUGACUAUGGAGCGUUCGCUGCGUCGGAAAUGACAGGAAUUGAUCAAAGUGCCGCCGCACUUCAAGUUGGCAAUUAUUUAUCGUUCUCUCGCUGUCUCGGGCUGACUUGAGUGGACGUUUUCUUGCCAGGCGGCUGCUGCCCCACGUCAUGUGUUUAUAUGUUUCCGCCCCUUUUCCAUCACCAUAGUGUCGCGAGCUCGUGAAAACCAGCCAGAUUUCUGCCACCCGUCCAGCAAGAAGAACGAUUGAAUCUGUCUGUAAUCUUUAUAUAGGAUGCAUUGCAGUGAUUUAUCCUGGUUCGAUUUGAAGUCGCAU